GGGGCGGAGCGCGCCGCGCGUGGGACUAUCGUAAAAGGGGCGGGACGCGCCGCGCUCGGGAUGUCGUGAAGCUGGGGGAGCUCGUCGCCGCCGCCGGCGGCUAGCGGGUGUCCGCGCCAUGGAGCGCUACGCGGGCGCCUUGGAGGAGGUGGCGGACGGUGCCCGGCAGCAGGAGCGACACUACCAGUUGCUGUCGGCGCUACAGAGCCUGGUGAAGGAGUUGCCCAGCUCUUUCCAGCAGCGCCUGUCCUACACCACGCUCAGCGACCUGGCCCUGGCGCUUCUCGACGGCACCGUGUUCGAAAUCGUGCAGGGGCUACUGGAGAUCCAGCACCUCACCGAAAAGAGCCUGUACAACCAGCGCCUGCGCCUACAGAACGAGCACCGAGUGCUCAGGCAGGCGCUGCGGCAGAAGCACCAGGAAGCCCAGCAGGCCUGCCGGCCCCACAACCUGCCUGUGCUUCAGGCGGCUCAGCAGCGAGAACUAGAGGCGGUGGAGCACCGGAUCCGUGAGGAGCAGCGGGCGAUGGACCGGAAGAUCGUCCUGGAGCUGGACCGGAAGGUGGCUGACCAGCAGAGCACACUGGAGAAGGCGGGGGUGGCUGGCUUCUACGUGACCACCAACCCACAGGAGCUGAUGCUGCAGAUGAACCUGCUGGAACUCAUCCGAAAGCUGCAGCAGAGGGGCUGCCGGGCAGGGAAUGCAGCCCUGGGACUGGGAGGUCCCUGGCAGUCGCCUGCUGCCCAGUGUGACCAGAAAGGCAGCCCUGUCACACCAUAGCCACAGGCAGCAGAAGUCUGGGCAGAGUUCAUCUUCUUGACCUUUGGCCACUGCCUUCCCAGCUGCCUGUCACCCUUCAUCUGGGACUUGCUGUCAAACCCUAGGAUAGUCUCAUAAACGGGAGGCUGGGCCAGCCUGCUGCUGUCUGCUUCAGGGCCAGGCAGAGAGUGAGGCUGGGGGUUCUCACACCUUACUCCACCGGGCACAUCCCAACCUGCACUGGGGCCCACCUGAGUGCUUGGUCUGGUCUCAGCCGCUCCCUUGGCAGCUGCAGCCCCCAUGCAGAAGAGGCUCCAAGGCCCAACUUCUGUGUGACCCAGAGAAAUAAAGAUGCCUCAGUGUGGCCCGCA
Gorilla gorilla gorilla (western lowland gorilla) is the source of this 1131-nucleotide messenger RNA. It is a transcript of the gene DGCR6L, whose product is annotated as DiGeorge syndrome critical region gene 6 like. NCBI's taxonomy places the organism in Eukaryota, Metazoa, Chordata, Mammalia, Primates, Hominidae. The transcript has 5 exons. The record is from RefSeq and is a predicted model, not a curated record. Bases 119 to 781 code for a protein of 220 amino acids.